UUUCGUCGACUGUCAGUUUUAGGAAUUCUGCCCCUUUGCUCCGAGGCCCAACCAGAGGCCAUCCACUUGUCCGAACACCACGAGCCCAGAACUCCUUCGGCCGCUUUAACCUCACUUAUUCCACAACCCCAUGGUGUUCAUCUCUGAGAGCCAGGUGGGUCUACUCGCUGCGCUUUUCUUCUAUGCCCAUCACUUCCAGCUGCUGGGGCGUACAUGUCGGCGUCAUGGUGAAGCUACUCGUUGCGAGUGUGCAGCAACGGAGUAAUCGCACUGCAGCAUGCUGGCUUUAUCCUUUGCUUGAGACUGAUGCUAUCUUAGACGAAGCAAAGCGUGACCAUACUGCGAUUUUUCCGGCGUUUGAGUCCUGUCAUCUGACCUGUCUGCGACAUAUUUCGCUAUGUUCUAAGCCGAGGACUUCAGACGGGCUGCCGCAACGACACGCUUACCUGGUAUGUGAUCCUGUGCGAUCUUUCUCAUACACUUUUAUCCAAGAGGCUCGGCAUAUUACCAGGCCACUGCAUCCAUAUUGUCUCUCAUCGGGUCGGCGGAUGAGUUUCAGGCCAACUCCAGUUGCUCGUGGCCAAUCAUCUUACCCACUUGCCAGCUUGCUGCACCGAUCUGGCAGAGUCGACCAGUCCCACAUGUGAACAUGGUAGACAUGGUCAUCUUCGGGCUAACAUGUUCUCGCCUUGCCUUGGGACGAGCAGUAGGGGAUCCACUCCUGGGCCUCUUACGUCCGGUCUCUUCGUCCUUCUGUACCUGACUGCUUUAUACUUUCCGUUCUCCCUUCGCGGCCGAGAUCCAGCUUCUUCUC
Messenger RNA from Pseudomassariella vexata, 814 nucleotides. RefSeq lists its product as uncharacterized. The transcript has a single exon. The coding region runs from base 183 to 647 and encodes 154 amino acids. The record is from RefSeq and is a predicted model, not a curated record. Lineage: Eukaryota; Fungi; Ascomycota; Sordariomycetes; Amphisphaeriales; Pseudomassariaceae.